UACCCCUCCUUAUCUCGCGUCAACCGUCUAUCUCGGGUUGGUUCCCGACGGGUGUAGUGUUUACAGUGCGCAGAGGACGCGCCGCGCGCUACCCGCAUCAUCACUAAAUGACGCACCGGAUCGCUACAUCAAAGUGCGCUUUACAUCUACAUAACAGCUUCACGCCCGUUCAAUAUAGAUGGAACUGCAUCAUCUAAUGAGUUCAAAGUGAUAUUUCUGUGGUGAUUUUUCUUUUCGGAAAAUGAGUGGAGGAGAAAUCAUCUGUCAAGGGUGGCUUAGAAAGUCACCUCCCGAGAAAAAACUGCGGAGAUAUGCUUGGAAGAAGCGCUGGUUUAUUCUGCGAAGCGGCCGCAUGAGCGGUGAUCCGGACGUGCUGGAGUACUACAAGAGUGAUCAUGCCAAAAAGCCCAUUCGCAUCAUAGACCUGCACUGCUGUGAGCAGGUGGACGCAGGCCUCACCUUUAAACGUAAAGAGUUUCAGGACAGCUUUGUGUUUGACAUCAAGACGGCCGAGAGAACAUUCUACCUGGUUGCAGAGACAGAGGAGGAAAUGAACCGCUGGGUGCGUUCAAUAUGCCAGCUCUGUGGAUUCAACCAGUCGGAGGCCAAUCACCAUGAUGAGAGAUCUACUGCCUCCCACAUUUCCCGUUCUUUGGCUAAUGAUCUGAGCAGCUCUCUGGCUCCUCUGAUUGGCGAACGUAAAAACUCUGUCCCCGCACAUUCCAGCCAGCCAAUGCUGUUCACGUUCGACAUACCUGUACGCCACUCCCACAGUCCUUUGUCUAACAGUGCUCCUCAGGACUACCUCCUCCUCCAUCAGUGCAUGAGCCGCAAGAGUGAGAGCACACGGAGUGCCAGUUUCUCACAAGCCUCACGCAGCAGUCUUUUGGUGGGCAGUGACUCUGCGGUUCAAAGACUCACUCAUGGUUUCUCUCACUGUCUGAAUGGUAUGGGCGCCCAACUUCACGGUUUCUACAGCUUACCCAAACCCAGCAAGCAUCAACAGCCCCCCUCGCAGACAGACUCUCGUGAUACUUGCUAUGUCCUGCCCAGGGGUUACAGCUCUGAAGGGCCCUCGGAGCUUGAAUCAGAGGAUGUCUACACCUAUAAGACUCCCAGUAACACUCUAGCAGCCCCACAUGCCAAUGAACAGCGACCCCUCGAUAACUAUGAUAUACCUAGCAUUCCUGGCUCUGUGUACCAGAUCCCUCGCACAUUUGAUAAGAACCACAAUGCCCUGAUGCCAUCCAGUGCUGACUCCUCAAAUGCGCCCCCUCCCAGACCACCCAAACCCAGCCAAGGCUCGGAGACACGGUGGGGCAGCCCGCUGUCCAUGGGGGCUCAAAAUGGAGACGUAACCACAGCGUCAGUCAUCCCCAGGAGAAACACAUUGCCAGCGGUGGAGAACGUCAAGCUUCACAGAGGAUCCUCUUUUGAGACUAGCAGUCACCAGCGGCCAGUCUAUUUCAAUAACUCUGGUCAGUCAGUGGAGUCUGUCAAUGAUGGCUUCAGCUCUUACCUGAGAACUAAGGCCCCAUUGACCCGUUCCGACAGUGCCGGUUCUGAGGAUAACUAUGUGCCCAUGAAUCCUGGCUCGUCUUCAUCCCCUCUCAGUGCCGCCCUUGCUGAGAGUCCCAAAAAUAAUUACAUUCCCAUGAGCCCAGGUCCUCACCAUUUUGAUUUCCCAGGAUUCUCUGCAACGUUGCCUGCCAGGAAGGGCAGUACAGCGUCAUUAUGUCUCCGACCUGGCCGACUGAGUGACGUCACACCGCCACCAAUCAAUCGCAACCUUAAACCCAACAGGACAGCAAAACCAACACCUCUUGACUUGAGGAACAAUGGCAUUAUUGAUGAACUUCCCUUCAAGAGCCCCAUCACCAUGUCUUGGACCAGACCAAUGCCUAUGAAUUCCAUCUCAACACAGCACUGUCGGCCCAUCUCCACCCAGAGUAUCACCAGCACUGAUUCUGCAGACAGUGAGGAGAACUAUGUGGCAAUGCAAAACCCAGCAUCUACCUCCCCAUCAAUGAGUGGUACCAACAGUCCUGCACCCAGGAAUUGUGGUAAUGUGGACUAUUUGGCUCUGGACUUUCAGCCUGGCUCCCCUGGUCCACACAGAAAGCCAUCAACCUCUUCAGUGACAUCAGAUGAAAAAGUGGACUAUGUCCAAGUUGACAAAGAGAAGACUCAGGCCCUUCAGAACACCAUGCAGGAGUGGACAGAUGUGCGACAGUCAAGCGAGCCAGUGAAAGGCAUCAAGUCUUGAUGUUCAAAUGGUCAUUCACUGGCAAAUAGUGCGAACACUAAAAGUGUUCCUUCAUGUCAUCUAAAAUGCUCUCAUACUAUUACACCAUUAUUUGGAGAAUAAUUUCAUCCAAACUGAUCCCAUUCAUUUGGUGUUUGGAGGACUGAACCUCCAGGACUGUCAAGCAAAGCAUGUUAGAUCUCUUUAACUUUUUAAAAGUUCUGUGCAACCUAACUUAACUAGCUACUUGCUCUCUAUGAUUGUGAGUCAAGAACCAUAAGGGUUCAAUGUGAAAUGGUGCAGUUACAGUCCUUUGGUUUUACUGAAUUCUGAGUCAUUUAAGAAAUGUUUGACCUGUUAAAAAUCAUAUUUAAAGCAGUCUUUUGAACACUGGUCAGAACAGCACAUUAACAAGUCUAUGCAUUUAGUUGCUUUGGAUAUUAUAAAUAAAAAAAUAGACAGGCCAUUAUCACUCAUUUCCUGCUGGCUCGACACCAGAUAUGCAUUUCAAAGUAUCCAGUGGACAAUCCCUUACUUUGCAUGCAGUCUGAAUGGGCAUAAUGUGACUAAAUUGAAGUUGGAGUUGUCUGUAUAACACAUCUCCCUCAAACACAAAGCUUUCCUGGAUGUUACUACAAAAUAGGCUAGAGCAAACAGACAACAAUGCGCUAGUCAUAUAAUACAACACAUCCAAUUUGUUGAUAUCCCUCAAGACAAAGGUUUUUAUUAUUAUUGAAUUUAAUUUUAUUUCAGGUUUUAGAGCAAAUGGCUUUCUAAUUUAAAUAUUUUCUCAAUCAUUAUCAGAAAGAGAGGUCAAAAUAAACCCAUGCUAACCUCACUUUCUUUCAAUCAAUCAUCUGGCUCUAGCAAAAUGUCUGGGUAAUGCUAGCAGCAGAAGCUAUAAAUUAUUACAGCCAUGCUUUAUGUCUAUGGAGAUUAUUGGAAGGUCAAUACACUUUAGAGGUUGCAUGUUUAUAAUAAUAAUACCUUAAACAUUAAAGAAUAAUACAAUGCUCAGUCAAGAUUGUUUUAACAGAUUUGCAUAUAGCAGGGAUUUGAAGUUAAUUUAAGGUGGGGUUUUUUCCAAUGGUAAAAUACGUUCUUCUAUCCCAGUUUAAUGUGCAGAGACAACUUAAGUAAGCUAUUUGUUGACUUGCCUGAAGAGUGUGAACUCAGUGGCUCUCUGAUGCUUUGAACAAUGUGGUUUGUUUGAGCAGCCUAAAAUGUAAACUAGUGGCUCAACCAAUGGCACAAGUCUGAAUACUAUCUGUUUGACUGAACCAUAGCAAAUGAGCCCAGGAUGGAAGGGUAACCUGGUUGGCAGAAUAUAUGGACAACAGUGCCAAUUAUGUAGAAAUGAGUUUGAUGAAAUUUCUUCCUUUUGAAAGCCUAAAUUUGUGAGAAUACAAUAUUAGCAUUAUUAAAAUUUAAGGAGAUACCAUACAAACGUAACUGAAUUUAAAGAAAUAUGUGCUUGCUCAAGGUUAGGGACAAGCAAAACCAUCAAGAAUUGUCUUUUAUAAAUGUUCACUCAUUCGAGAAAGACUGUCGGGAAUUUGACAUUUCAUUCAGUAUUUUAUGGUGGGCUGGGACCUCCAAAUUCAAGAUUUCUAUCAGUUUGGGAGACUCAUUUUUUACUUUGAAUCAUUUCAUAUUCCUAAACCACUUUGUAUUUAGUGUAAACUUUACUUGAGAUUGUGAGUGAUCUGUACUCAUUGCUAAAUAAACCUUACAUAGUUUGUCUGUAAGGCCGAAACAUACUUCUAGCUACGCAAGUUUGAUUUCAUGCGUUGUUGUAUUCCAAAAUUUGUCAGACCGCAAUUCAUAACAAAAUGCAAUUGUUGCUUUCUCAACAUUAAUAUCAAAAAAAGAUCUUGCACCUUAAUCAAAAAUUGUGUGACGUGACUGCAAAUGCUUCAAUCUCAACUUUUAUUUAUCCACAAAAAGAGGGAUUGUCAGCCGAGAUAUCCAAUGUUCUUCUUUUAUUAUUCCAUCAAUACAAAAAUGUGUUUAUAACUAUAGAGUUAUAGUGCUCCAUGCAUAUUAAAAAACACACAAAUAUUGUGGUCCCAUCAUCAUCUGGAGAGCAAAAAAAUUUUUUAAAUAGAAUUAUAGAAAACAUGACAAAUUAAAUUCAUCAUUAAGAUCAUGUGGUUGAACCAUAUCCAAUCAGAAAAUCCACUUACACUCGGAUUACAUUCGGAUUGUUACAAUUUCUGUUCAACAUUGGUAUAUUGAUGCAUGGGAUGUACCAUAUCGAUUCCACAAAAUGACAGUAGCUCUACAAAGUGUCGCGCAACAGGUGAUUUACUAUCAGCUCUACUAAUUGUGCUUCUGUAUUCAUUAAUGUGAAAUCGGAGUUGACGAUUAGAUUUUUCAACAUACUUAAAGCCACAGGGGCAAGUUAGUAAAUAUAAAACAUUGCCUAAACAACAUGAAAUAAACAGUCUAAUUUUGAAUUCUUUCUUUGUAGAAUUACUCACAAAUGUAUUAAUCUUCUUUACAUUCCGACAGGCUUAACAAUGUUGGCAUGGAAAUAAUCCAGUUGGACCUUUUAUUAGCCUGAAACUCCUAUCUGAGGUGGCUGUGUUGGCUUUCUCAACACAAGGGGUGCUAUAUUGAGAUUUGUGUGAAUCUCUGGUCACACUACACUUUGCGCUCCAUUUACUACCUUUCAAACACAUCUGAAUGCGAGAGACUAGAAAUGCAAGCUCAUGCUAAGAAAUAUUGCGUUACACAGUGGAUGAAAGUUUAAGUUUGGUGAACUCUGACCUGCAAAUCCUUAUGACAAGAGGACGCAACACCAAGAAGAUCGAAACGUCAUACGCUGACUACUUGGCCCUAUACAAAUUAUACAUAUUUCAAAGGUGCAUGUUUUAUUAUUGUAGUAAAUUGAGUAGACUGUAUAUUUUAACAUUUUGAAUAUAUUAUUAUUUAUUAUCUGUGAUGUAGUAUUUACUAAAUCCAGAAGCCCUCCCGCGUGACAUCAUAUCCUGGUCCAUUGGUCUGAACAAAUUGUGUGUGCUCAAAGCCUGUUCUUACUGCCCCUUGAACUGUCCACUUCUCAUUGAGUUUUCACUUUCAAGCCAACUACUGUUAUAAAAAUGCCACAGUUUGAAGAGAAUGUUGCCUUGUAAGUUAAAAUCAGUAUAUGUACAGCAACUUAACAAAUCCAGUUUAAUGGCACAGACGUUUAAAGGUAACUCUAUCGCCCCUUACUGAUUACUGAGGUUUGUUCCUGCCAUGGUAAUGUAAGCAUGCACGUUAAGCAUGUUCAGACCGCAAAUAUGUUUCGGCCUUUAGAUUCAGAUCCCUUUAUACUCAGUGGUUUAUUAAAAAGAAAAAAAAAGUGCAUUACAAGACUGCCAUUAUUUUAUGAUGUUAAACUUUGUGGAACACAAAUUCUGUAACGACUUCACUCUGGCAUUGGCCUAAACCAUGCUUAUGUGAACAGUUGAGUGUCUGAAAUAGGUUUCUUAAUGUCUUUUUCUAUUCUGAAAAAAAUGUAAUGUAUUGUAAUGGGACAAUGAGUACAAGUGAAUAUAAUACAAUGUGUGUGAGCUGUAAUAGAUGUUUUUUUUUAUUGUAGUUUGUUAAGGGGACUUGUCAAAUCAGGGCAGGAGAGAAAAAACUACUUUGACAAAAUGUCAGAAUUUCUUUUUUUUCUGUAUAGCAUUUCUGUUCAACUCUUGGUCGCUUGUGAAUUAAUUUAUUAAUUAAUUGUGUUUUGCUGGUGGACAAAAUAUGUACAAAGUAUGCAUUUGUGACUCUACUAACAUUAAUUUAUGCUAAGUGUCUUGAUUUUUGUGAAGCAAUAUGCCAAGCAAAGCCAGUAAAAUGUUAAA
Molecule: messenger RNA, 6090 nt
Organism: Xyrauchen texanus (razorback sucker)
Lineage: Eukaryota; Metazoa; Chordata; Actinopteri; Cypriniformes; Catostomidae
Product: GRB2-associated-binding protein 2-like
Exons: 10
Coding region: 242-2266 (674 amino acids)
Source: RefSeq, a predicted model, not a curated record